Gongylonema pulchrum is the source of this 623-nucleotide messenger RNA. The record is from the annotation of a GenBank genome assembly. NCBI's taxonomy places the organism in Eukaryota, Metazoa, Nematoda, Chromadorea, Rhabditida, Gongylonematidae.
AUGCGGCUCUUCGAGAGGUCUUCGCCAGUUGUGGUGGUGCCUCAGGGUAGGCGUAAGCAACUGGUUUUGGAGGCUCAUGCUGACACAAGCGUUACUGGUGGCCUGGGAUGUACCGAUAUACUGAAAUGGGUUCGUGAGUGCCAGCAGUGUGCAAUUUUAAACACCCACCCCAAGCACGUCCCGCCGUUACGGCCUAUCACAACGUCUAAACCGUAUGAGAUAGUCGGCAUCGAUCACGUCCCGCCGUUACGGCCUAUCACAACGUUUAAACCGUAUGAGAUAGUCGGCAUCGAUGUUCUUAAGUUGGGUCUGACUCGUGCUGGCAACCGAUAUCUCUUAGUAGUUAUAGACCAUUUCACAAAAUGGUGUUCUGCUUAUUCUAUCCCGGAUAAGAAAGCCGAUACUAUUGCAAAGGUGUUUGCUGAUGCGUGGUGCGCACGUGAAGGGCGUACCCCGUUAGUCUUUCUUCCUCCGCAAUUCACAGCACGGGAGGCUCGACGGCAACCACUUCUCGAGUUGGCGGUCCACAGCUGCGGCGACAAGCAGCCAACGGCUGUGACGAUCGCGGCGGUGCUUCCUGCCGGCAACACGUCCCUGAACUUACUGCCUGUGCGGACUUGAUG